GAAACUAAUAGAGAUACUAGAGCCCACUCUAUCUGCAAAGUCACGAUAAGUUUAGGACGCAAACCUGUGUUAUCUAUCUGUUAAUGUUGCGUUGUGUCGUUUCCAGCUGUUAAGGCGCAUCUGCAGGUGUCUGCGCUUACUUGGAAAAGCAAAGACCUAUUUGUUUUGUUUUGUUUUUUUUAUCAGCGGUCACUUUUUUCUUUUCUACCACGAGGGAGGGAAAGAGAGACUGGAUAUCGCUGAGGCUGGGUUCUGUCUUUCGGGUCCGGAUCAUGAGUGGUUUAUUCAGUCUCCUGUAACCUACACUCAUUUGUUUUUGCAUCAAUUUGCAUGAAGUUGGGAAAGUGUAGGAACUGCGUCGCCGCAACAUCGGUAGGAUCCGACCAGUGAGGCUGAAAGUACGUGCCGUGAAUCCAAAACACAGCCUGGAGUGAUUUUUUUUUUUUUUUUUUUUUCUUUCUUUCCCCUUCUUCCUCCCCCCUAAAGCAUCUUCUAAUCGAAUUACCUCCGACAUUACCCAUUUGACCUCUUGUAACUUGGACUUUCUUUUUUGCAUUUAUUGAUUGAGAGCAGAGACUUGCCAAGUUAUUCUAGUAUUAUUUUUUAAUUUUUACAUUUUUUUUGACAAAUAAUCGAAAUGGCGUCACUGUAUCAGAGAUUCACCGGCAAGAUCAACACAAACAAGUCCUUCCCCAACCCUCCAGAGGCGAGUCAUCUCCUCGGGCAAAACGUGGAAGGGGAGAGGCCGGCGGAGACCCAGCGACCCCGCUUUCAGCAUCAGUACCGUCGGCGCUGCGAGGAUGAGGAUGAGCUGGUGGGCAGUAACCCUCCGCAGAGGAACUGGAAGGGAAUAGCGAUCGCCCUUCUUGUCAUUCUGGUCAUCUGCUCGCUGAUCGUCACCUCCGUCAUCCUGUUGACACCAGGUGAGGAUGACCAUCUGGCUCUCAAAAGCAAGGUGACUGUCGGAGACCUGUUUAAAAAAGACUUCAAGGUUCAUGACCCGAAUGCCAAAUGGAUCAGCAGUAAUGAACUGUUGUACCGGAACCGUGACGGCGAUGUCGUCAAGUUCAACGUCGACACCAAUGAGACGACCAUUUUGGUGCAUAACAAGAAGUUUGAAAUGUACAAAGCCAGCAAAUACGAGGUGUCUCCUGAUUUGAAGCAUGUGCUGCUGGCCUACAAUGUUGCACCGGUGUACCAGUAUUCCUACACAGCCUUCUACAUUAUCUGCAGUCUGGAGACUCCGGAGACGUGGAACUUGAACCCUCCAGAGGUCCGAAACGCUCAGUUGCAGUAUGCAGGUUGGGGACCCCAGGAUCAGCAACUGAUCUUCAUAUUUGAGAACAACAUCUACUUCCGCUCAAAGGUCGAGAGUCGCUCCAUUCGUCUGGUCUCCACCGGCAAGGAGGGCGUCAUCUUCAAUGGACUCAGUGAUUGGCUGUAUGAAGAGGAAAUUUUCCACUCCCAUAUUGCUCAUUGGUGGUCUCCAGAUGGUGCCAGGUUAGCAUAUGCUACCAUCAACGACACUCUGGUGCCCAAGAUGGAGCUGCCCAUGUUCACAGGAUCCCCCUACCCGAUGGGGAAGGAGUACCACUACCCAAAGGCUGGUGAAGAAAACCCAGUCAUCACUUUAUAUGUGGUCAACCUGAAUGGUCCACUUCACACCAUUGAGAUGAGGAGACCUGAUGAUCCCAGAAUAGGUGAGUUCUAUGUGACUAUGGUCAAAUGGGCCACCACCACCAAACUGGCCAUCAACUGGCUGAACAGAGCUCAGAACAUCUCCGUCCUCACACUGUGUGAAGCCACUACUGGAGUUUGCACUAAGAAACAUGAGGAUGAAAGCGAAGGGUGGCUGCACACACAGAAUGAGCAGCCCCUGUUUUCUAAAGAUGGUCUGAAGCUGUUCUUCACUCGAGCCAUUCCUCAAGGGGGUCGAGGAAAGUUCUUCCACAUCUCUAUGUCGACCUCACAGGUACACAGCAGCACAGACACUCUACAGUCCAUCACAUCUGGAGACUGGGAUGUCACCCAAGUCCUGGCUUACAAUGAGGAUAGCCAGUUAAUAUACUUCCUUAGUACUGAAGACGGUCCAAGGCGUAGGCAUCUGUACAGCGCUGACACCUCCGGUUCUUUCAACCGCCGGUGCUUGACAUGUGCCCUGGCCAUUAACUGUGGAUAUGUAACUGGAUCCUUCAGCCUUAACAUGAGCUACUUUCUACUCAACUGCCAAGGGCCCGAUAUCCCAUUCGUCACUGUAUACGCCGUAACGAAGGCACCGAGAGACGGAGAAAUGGAGACACAAGAGGGAGAAAGUAUUAUAGAAGUGUACAAACUGGAGAACAAUGAGAACAUGAGGCGGACCCUGGCCUCCAUGCAGAUGCCCAAAGUGGAAUAUCACGACAUCAACAUGGAAGAUUACACUUUAUCGAUGCAGAUUCUUAAACCUGCCGGCUUCAUGGACGCAUCACACUACCCCCUGCUCCUGCUUGUUGAUGGGACCCCUGGUGGCCAGAUGGUGUCAGAACAGUUCCACAUGGACUGGGCCACGGUGCUGGUGAGCAGUUUUGGAGCCAUCGUGGUUCGCUGCGACGGACGAGGCAGUGGUUACCAGGGAACCAACCUGCUCCACAGGAUCCAGAAGAAACUGGGGGUGUUUGAGGAACAGGAUCAGAAGGAGGCGCUCAACGUUAUUCUGAAAGAGCAGUACAUUGACAAAACCAGAGUUGGAGCUUUUGGAAAGGUGUAUGGAGGCUAUGUGACGAGUCUGUUACUCAGCGGCGAGGAGUCUCCUGUAAAGUGUGGAGCUGUUCUCUCACCCAUCACUGACUUUGAAUUAUAUGCCUCAGCGUUUUCAGAGAGAUAUCUUGGCCUACCUAAACCCGAUCCCAGAGCAUACACAAUGGCGAAUUUAGAACACAGAGCAUCCCAGUUUAUGGACAAGAAGUUUCUUAUUGUUCAUCCAACUGCUGAUGAAAAAGUCCAUUUCCAGCACACAGCAAAAUUCAUUGCUCGGCUUAUUAAUGAAAAGGCCAACUAUACUUUACAGAUCUACCCAGACGAAGGUCACUUCAUUCACAGCGAAGCGACACGGCAGCACCUCAGCCAAUCCCUUGUAAAUUUCUUCGAGGAAUGCUUCAGGCUACCGGAGAGAGUGUUUGAGGAGGCGCUGGAGGAGGAGAACGAAGAUGAGGGUUAGCUCGUCCUCGCGUGGCUCAUCCUACAACCUGGAAUCCUCCCCAUCCAUAAGUCCAUUCCGCUCCCCGUGUCCAAGCACAACACUGGCGCCUAGCUGUCCACAAUAUGCAACUCUCAUCUGUUCCCAAUCAAUUCGUUUUGGUUCGGUUGCUGCAUUUGGAUCCCCGUGUCCGCAUCACUGAACCUGAGACUGCCUUUCCGAGCAGACGACGCAUCUACGCCUCGUACUCAUCCUCCCGUCUUCAUCCGCCCCCCCCACCCCCCUCCCAAACCUCGGCCCAAAAGGUCCCUCCGGAAGAGCCGACAAAGACUGAUGACCUGACACGAUAUUUUGGACAAACCGAAGCGAGAUGGAUCCGGCAGGAAGCAGUCUUCUUUAAACGAUGAAAGGACCAGCUCCUCGAAAGCAGUGGAGAGAAAGCCUCGGCUCUCACACAGACUUCCGAACUGCGAGGAGAAGGAGCAGCUAACAGCACAUAACUCGUUGGCUUGUAUAUUUAUGAAAAAUCAGACGCCUGGUGAGAAACACUGGACGGCGGUAUUUGUAAAGGGUGUCUCGGAUCAUGCGGAUACAGGAAAUGUUACUAUUUUUAAAGUUGUGAAGAACUUUUCAUGUUGGACUGUGGUUGUGUCUGUUGUUCUUACAGUACAUGUAAAAUAGCACACAAACAUUCACUCUCGGCUACUACGGAUAUGUUUUCUUCGGGUAAUUCCGUUUGCCCUGAUGUUGUUUUUAUCUUGUAGUCUCAUUUUAUGUAUUUCAGUGACGCUGACGGAACUAUCAAAUCUGGCAAAAUGUGUAGAGGGAAAAAAAAAAAAGAAAAAAA
Sphaeramia orbicularis (orbiculate cardinalfish) is the source of this 4022-nucleotide messenger RNA. RefSeq names its product dipeptidyl-peptidase 6a (gene dpp6a). Gene Ontology annotation, cellular component: plasma membrane; voltage-gated potassium channel complex. Bases 638 to 3196 code for a protein of 852 amino acids. The transcript has 27 exons. Gene Ontology annotation, molecular function: potassium channel regulator activity; serine-type peptidase activity. NCBI's taxonomy places the organism in Eukaryota, Metazoa, Chordata, Actinopteri, Kurtiformes, Apogonidae. The record is from RefSeq and is a predicted model, not a curated record. Gene Ontology annotation, biological process: regulation of potassium ion transmembrane transport; proteolysis.